This is a messenger RNA of Fomitiporia mediterranea MF3/22, 1423 nucleotides long. RefSeq names its product RAI1-domain-containing protein. The record is from RefSeq and is a predicted model, not a curated record. Gene Ontology annotation, biological process: NAD-cap decapping; nuclear-transcribed mRNA catabolic process. Gene Ontology annotation, molecular function: mRNA 5'-diphosphatase activity. The transcript is spliced from 6 exons. Bases 88 to 1206 code for a protein of 372 amino acids. Gene Ontology annotation, cellular component: nucleus; cytosol. NCBI's taxonomy places the organism in Eukaryota, Fungi, Basidiomycota, Agaricomycetes, Hymenochaetales, Hymenochaetaceae.
GGCCCAACUCCGGCUUUUCAAUAUCCCAACCAGCUCAUAACGUUCUCUUAUUCACCUUCGCGAGAACUGGAAUUUACUAAUUCCGCCAUGAGAUAUUACGUGGAGCCGCCGUUCAACGCAGACCUUGGAUUUGCUUACGAGACUUGGAUAAAGAGGCCAGAGGAGAGGGGCAGAUUGGACGGUUUGCUUACUGCUUGCCUGAGGGAUGAAGUGCUCCCCGAGAGGAAGAGAGCAAAUGCAAUUUCAUGGAGGGGUGUCAUGACAAAAAUAUUGACGGCGCCUUAUGAAGACAGAGACGCCUGGUCUCUCAACGUCAUGUAUUUGGACGGUACGCUCUACUUUGAAGAGCAUCUUAGCGACGAGAAAUUGAAAGAAAAAGAGAACAUGACGCCCCGACACCGUCUUCAAACGUAUUACGGCUACGCCUUUGAGUCAUACUGUAGCUCUGCAACACCAGAUCCCGCACAAGACCCGGAUAAACGCACCAAUGGCUGGAGUGGAAACGUGAAUACCAACGUCCAAUGGUGCAGUGUCGUGAAGACAAAACUAGGCGACAAUAGACUCAUUAUAGGUGGAGAGGUAGAUUGCGUUGAAGACGUUGAUACGCCAGGGAAAUACACGGGUCAGCCGAACACGUUUGUCGAAUUGAAAACGUCACUGGUUAUUCGAAAUGGAGUAGAUGAGGCAAGAUUCGAGAAGAAAUUGCUUAAAUUUUAUUUUCAAUCAUUUCUGUUGGGUGUUCCGACGAUUAAGGUAGGAUUCAGAACGCCAGUAGGGCUUCUCAAAAAUCUUCAGUCAUUCAAAACCGUGGAACUUCCUCGACUUGUUCGUAACAAGCCAGGUGCCUGGGACCCAAACCUUUGUCUUCAAUGGGGAGCUCAGUUUCUGGCUUUCGUCCAAUCAACUAUUCGGAACUGGCGUUUCGAUGAGACUCCUUCAACAAAUGGAAACAAGGAUGAAUGUUUACCUAGCAGGCCUGAAUCACGAGGCGAUACCCCAGAACUGAAAGCAGUUCCCAGAGAACAAUGUGUCUGGAGAGUAAAUUUCUAUCCCGGAAAGGGUGCUGAAGUGGUCCUACUUGACAACGCAGCUGUGGCCGAUGUACGUAAUGGAGAGGAUCGCAUUGGUUUUCUUCCUCGCGAUUACUGGGAUAUGGUGGUUAGUCCAGCGAGGACCGAAGAAAUAGAUGCACGGAAGACCUCAUAACCAGGCCGGUCUUAAUCGACUCGGGGUUUAAGUGCUGGCUGAAGCGCACUCCUCUUUGUCCGUCUUGUUUCGCAAAAGUGUUUGUGAACAGCAAAGCUUGCGAAAGGCCAAUGCGAGCACUUAUCGAAAAUUAUCUGGACGUUGUUACAUAAGCACUUGCCUGGGGCCACCGAACCACCGAACCACAGAUCCCUUUCCAGAAAAUAUAAGAAUCCGC